AUGGCAAGUCUAAGAAGAAUAGUUGUGCUUUCCUUGAUCGUAUAUUAUACAGCAUACUCUUCCUGCGAAGAAGGUUUCUGGGAAGAAAAAGCCGUUGAAAAUGCUGAAGAGGUACCAGCAAAAUGUCGCGUGCGAAAAGAAUUUCUCACAGGUCUGACGAAAGAACAGAGAGCGCAUUACAUAAGCACUGUGAAAAAGGCAGCUACCACCGAACCUCAGAAAACAAAAUACGAAAAUCUGUUAACCGUUCAUAGAGACUAUUUUAACAAAGGUAUUCACACGCAAACAUAUUUUCUUCCCUGGCAUCGCUGGUUUCUAGUCCAAUAUGAGAAUAUUCUACGUGAAAUCGACAGCGACAUUACGGUGCCGUACUGGGAUUGGAGUCUCGUGGCCAACGAGGUUUUCGAAAAUGAUUUCUGGGCGCCAGACGACAGUGGUUUUGGUGGAAAUGGCGACCCUUUGAAGUCGAAUUGUGUCCAGACUGGUCCUUUUCGAGAAGACGCGUUCUCGCUAAUCCAGUCUGCGGGAGGGGGCUGCCUGAAACGCGGGUUUAACGGUAGAGUCCAGGACGCUGUCAAAGUCCAGGAACUGCUCCGCUACUCUGCUGAAGAAUUUUCGACUUUUGAGAAACUAUUGCGUACGAUUUUUCACAACAAUUUUCACUGUUGUGUGGAGAAAACGAUGUGUAGCGUAGACGCUGCAUCGGCUCCAGAGUUCCUUAUGCACCACGGUUUCAUUGAGAAAAUUUGGUCUGACUGGCAGAAGAAAGGAUCUGAGAACAAGUUUAAUACGUUUUUCAUGAAGAUAGAUACAAAAAUGCCCGCCACAAAGUAUCUUCCUCGUGAAUAUUUGGACCUUCAUAAAAUGCCUGAUAAUGUCUGCGUGGUAUAUGAGGACCCGAUAAGUGAUGUAUUCAAAAACCUGCAAGAUUUAUCUUUGAAAGUACUGGAGAAUAUCCCAAAUCUACGCCAGCCUGACCUCUCGCCUCCAGCGAUAAAAUUGUUCAAAGAACCUUGCACUGAAGUUGUCAACGUUUCUAAUCUUGGCAAAAGGCUCCGACCAAAUCGUGUGGUGGAAGAGAGUGAAUUGAAAGGUCAAGAUGCUGUGAUGGGCUUUGAAUACAGUACGUUAAAGAAAGUCAAGCUGCAAAGAAGAUUUCUGGAAAGCAUCAUGGAUGAGUCUAGAAGCGACAUGUCAGAAACAACACAGCAGAAUGGGAUGGCAGAUAAAGUCUAAAGGUUUUAGUGAUUUUAGGAAGCAUUAAAGGUUGAAUCGUUAGAUAAGUCUAUAGUUGAUUUUCUAAAGAAUGGAGAUAGCAGAAUAAAAAGCAUGCUGUAGGUUUCUGAAUGA
Dendronephthya gigantea is the source of this 1350-nucleotide messenger RNA. Its product is annotated as putative tyrosinase-like protein tyr-3. Gene Ontology annotation, molecular function: oxidoreductase activity. The transcript has 5 exons. The coding region runs from base 1 to 1236 and encodes 411 amino acids. The record is from RefSeq and is a predicted model, not a curated record. Lineage: Eukaryota; Metazoa; Cnidaria; Anthozoa; Malacalcyonacea; Nephtheidae.